Messenger RNA from Haemorhous mexicanus (house finch), 2250 nucleotides. It is a transcript of the gene ID4, whose product is annotated as inhibitor of DNA binding 4. Gene Ontology annotation, molecular function: protein dimerization activity; transcription regulator activity. The coding region runs from base 324 to 743 and encodes 139 amino acids. Gene Ontology annotation, cellular component: nucleus; cytoplasm. The record is from RefSeq and is a predicted model, not a curated record. Gene Ontology annotation, biological process: negative regulation of transcription by RNA polymerase II; circadian regulation of gene expression; cell differentiation. NCBI's taxonomy places the organism in Eukaryota, Metazoa, Chordata, Aves, Passeriformes, Fringillidae. The transcript has 3 exons.
GAGGCGGCGCGGCCAGCGGCGCUAGCAGAGGUGGUUGUGUUCGCGGCCGAGCGGUUGCGGAGCACGGGCUCUUCAUUUUAAGAAAAAAAAAAAAAAAUAUUUUUUCUGGAGCGGGCGGGUUCCCGGUGCCGUUGUUGGCGCGGCUCUGCGAGCGCCUCUGGUUACGUUCCCGGGGCGGCCGCUGUUAACGCCAUCGAGGCGCUGCGGCCGCGCUCCGCUCCCGUUGCGGGCGGUGCGUGCGCGGCUUCCCGAGGUCGCAGCGGCAGCAGCAGCAGCAGGCGGCGGUGGUGGAGAGGGAGGUUUCCCUCCCUCCUUGCGGCACCAUGAAAGCCGUGAGCCCCGUCCGGCACCCCAGUCGCAAGGCGCAGCCCGGCGUGGCGGGCGGCGGCGGGGGGCACCCGGCUCUGCGGUGCCUGGCCGAGCACAGCGGCUGCAAGGGGAGCCCGCCGUCGGGCGAGGAGCCGGCGGCGCUGUGCCUGCAGUGCGAUAUGAAUGACUGUUACAGCCGGCUGAGGAAGCUGGUGCCCACCAUCCCGCCCAACAAGAGGGUCAGCAAAGUGGAGAUCCUACAGCACGUCAUCGACUAUAUCCUUGACCUGCAGCUGGCUCUGGAGACGCACCCAGCGCUGCUCCGGCAGCAGCCGCCGCCGCCCGCUCUGCACCCAGGCAGCUGUCCCGCGGGCACCCCCAGGACCCCGCUGACUGCCCUGAACACUGACCCGGUAAGAGGCAGGCUCUGUUAACAAGUCGGGGGACAGCAUCCUCUGCCGCUGACCGCCGCUCCCCAGGUGUGCGGCGGCGCCGCGCCGCGCAGAGGCAACGCGGGGGGCGGGCGGCGGCGGGGGGGGCCCGGCCCUGCCCCGCCGCACCGGAGGAAGGAGCCAUCCAACCCCCCAAGCAGUUCCCAUGCUUCACCCCGGCAGAGCCAAGCCUUUUCACCAUUUUGCACGUCCGUAGCGGUCCCCCCCCUCCCCAGCUCCCCGUGUCCUUUCCCCCUUCCCCCCUGGUUCCGUCUCUUCUCGUCGUUCCCGGCCAGCUGUGAGCGGCGGCGUGUCCCACGGUGGCAGCGGGAAAAGUUGCGGCUCUGCCCCGGGAUAGAGGACCGAGCCUAAACCAGACUUUAGAAACCUUGUAACUCUUAAGGGACCGAGCAGCCGAAUCUUGAAGCUUUACUAAUCUCCCAGAGCAUUUGUAGAUAUAUUUGACAUCUAUUGUUUAAAAUAGAUGGAUUUUAUUGGGGCCCAGGGAACUUUCUUAUCCCUGCAGGAAUGUUACAUAUUGUAUAGACAGAUGAGUGACAUUUCAUACUGUGUAUAUAUAGAGAUGUUCUAUAAGUGUGAGAAAAGUAUAUGCUUUAAUAGACUACUGUAAUUAUAAAAUAUUUUUAAUUAAAUAUUUUUUGUAAAUAUUAUAAAGGUGUGUAUGUUUUUUUUAAUCUGUGGGAGCUCAAGUACGGAGCUGCUAAUGUGGAAAUAUCUUAAAUGUUUAGGACUUUUUUUGUCCCCAAAUGUCCUUUAUACUUGAGAGUUGCAGCUUUAGCUAGUGGUCCUGCAUGAUUGCAUGAGGUGUCUAAUUGCAAAUAAAUUUGUUUGGAGUCCAUGCAAUGUGUUUUACUCAAUCUAGACUAAAAAUGUUUGUAAGUGUAUUAUACAUUUUGAGACUACACUUUUGUCAUUUAGGCACGGGGAUUUUUAGUGCAUUCUAUGAAAGUAGCAGUAAGAUGUGUUUUUUACUGAGACAAGAAAACUUCUAUCUAGUUUUUGUUUUUUUUGUUUUUUUUUUUCCAUUACGGGGGCAAUGCUUUAGAUCUCUUAUCUCUUUGGUUUGUUUUUUUUAAAUCUGCUCUUGAAUUAGAUCAAGAAAUUUGUUCGGGAACUUCAUUUAGCACCAAAAGGUUUUAUCGCAAGUUUGUGUUCCUACAGCUUAUUAAUUGCUUAAAAACUUAAAACUGUUCUCUGCUUGCAGCCAAAGGGCAAACCAUUAACAAAAACAGUUGCUGUUUCCUUCGUCCAAAGAGUAUUAAUAGUGAACUGCAGAAGGGCACAUGGGCAAAGUCAUUAUGAUCAGUGAUGUAAAUUCAUCUUAAAAUGAACUUAAGUAGACCAAAAAUCGGACAACUGCGUCAAGAUUAUUUUUCUAGUACAAAAUUCUUACAUUUCACUGCAGCUAUGUUACAGUUAAAAUCCUGUUUAACCUCUGUGAUGUGUAACUACUACAUGUGAACAUUAAACUAGAUUUACCUGUCUUUAA